Messenger RNA from Ilyonectria robusta, 1482 nucleotides. Its product is annotated as major facilitator superfamily domain-containing protein. The transcript has a single exon. Gene Ontology annotation, cellular component: fungal-type vacuole membrane. The coding region runs from base 1 to 1482 and encodes 493 amino acids. Gene Ontology annotation, molecular function: transmembrane transporter activity. The record is from RefSeq and is a predicted model, not a curated record. NCBI's taxonomy places the organism in Eukaryota, Fungi, Ascomycota, Sordariomycetes, Hypocreales, Nectriaceae. Gene Ontology annotation, biological process: transmembrane transport.
AUGGCUGGUCAACGGAAUCGUUCGCAGUCUCUCAGUAAAUCUGUGGCUUGGCUGUAUCACGAGUCCGGGAUUGCCUCUCUGUAUUUCACCGGCCGUGAUGCUUGGCUCAUCAUUCUCUCGCGAACAUGCCGCAUGUUCUCUUUUGGAGCCGUCUCCCUCACGAUAGCGCUAUUUUUCUCUGAACUUGGUUUUUCGGAUUUCCAGAUCGGCCUGUUCAUGACCCUGACCCUCCUCGGCGAUGUUGUGCUCGGCCUUGUAAUCACUCUGAUGGCCGAUGGGCUUGGCCGUCGUCGCGUUAUGUUCGCCGGCGGCCUGCUCAUGGCUGUUUCGGGGCUCGCGUUCUCUAUCAUGGAAAACUUCUGGAUACUCCUCUUUGCCGCAGUCGUGGGCGUCGUGAGCGCUAGCGGCGGUGAUUUUGGCCCUUUCCGAGCGAUCGAAGAGUCGAUGCUGUCCCACAUUACGACACCCAAAACUCGGGCUGAUGUCUUAUCCUGGUAUGUGACCAGCUCAAGUCUCGGCUCUGCGGUUGGCAUGGAGCUGGCGGGAAGAUAUGUUGAGUCGAUGAAAAGUCGUGAGGGCUGGACCAUGCUGCGAGCUUAUCAUGCGACCUUCUGGAUUUAUAUUGCCACGGGUCUCUUCAGCAUGGUCCUCGCACUCUGCAUGAGCAGCAAAUGUGAAGUUGAGAAAACCCCGGAGACCUUGGAUGAGUCGACUCAGGGUCUACUCGAUGAUUCUCAACAAGGGAAUGAGGACCUCGAUCCGGUCAAUUCGCAGCAGCCUUCUGCCGCGCCGACUAAGAGCCGGUUUUCCCAGAUCUCUACAAGCACUCGGUCGGUUAUGUACAAGUUGUGGUUUCUUCUGGCCGUUGACUCUUUGGCCGAUGGCAUGGUUUCCUACACCCUCACCACUUACUUCCUCCAUCGGAAGUUUCAGUUGUCCAAAACAACUCUCGGCGACAUCAUGUCAGCAGCCUUUCUCUUGGGAACUAUUUCCACAGUCGCUGCUGUGCCCCUCUCCCGGCACCUUGGACUACUCAAUACCAUGGUUUUCACCCACCUGCCAUCCUCCGUGGCCGUCCUAUUAUUCCCCGCUCCCUCGGGGCUGAUUCUCACCGUCAUACUUCUAUACGUCCGCAUGGGUCUGAAUACCAUGGAUCAAGCACCCAGAGCCGCCUUCAUCGCAGCUGUUGUAAAGCCCGAGGAGCGCACAGCUGUCAUGGGAAUUACGAGUACCGUUCGAACGCUGGCUAUGGCUAUCGGGCCUUCAUUGACUGGAGCCCUCGCGGGAAGUGACAGAUUCUGGAUUGCGUAUGUGGUUGGAGGAACACUGCGCAUCAUGUAUGACCUGGGACUCUGGGCCAUGUUUGUCAACAUGAGACUACACGCCCAUGAAACCAACGAUCAAAAUGUUGGUCCUCAGAGAGAGUCUCUUGAUGAAGAAACAGUGGUGAUGCAACCACAGCCUAGAGAACGAGAAACAUGA